This is a messenger RNA of Pseudopodoces humilis (Tibetan ground-tit), 1387 nucleotides long. RefSeq names its product intraflagellar transport associated protein (gene IFTAP). Gene Ontology annotation, biological process: acrosome reaction; spermatogenesis. Gene Ontology annotation, molecular function: intraciliary transport particle A binding. Gene Ontology annotation, cellular component: 9+0 non-motile cilium; cytosol. NCBI's taxonomy places the organism in Eukaryota, Metazoa, Chordata, Aves, Passeriformes, Paridae. The record is from RefSeq and is a predicted model, not a curated record.
CAACAAGAAACCCACCAGCCUCCUGUUUAACUCUUUGCUGUGGAACAAGCUCAGAGUGACAGCAGGUGCCUCUUCAGGAUAGUUUAAAGAAGUCUUUGCCUUGAGGCUGUGAAUUGGGUGAUUGCUGAAGCCUUUUCCUUAUGUAGAAUCUACUGGUUAGCUCCUUAGCAAAGAAGCAGCCUACAAAAACAGACACACUUGUCGACUCUCAAGGUGUGGAUGAUCAUGGGAGAACAACUGUUAAAGAACAGCAUCCUUGAUCAAUUUAUUAAUAGCCAUGAGCAGUCAUAUGAAGAGUUUCUAAAUACAUUCACAUAUCUUUUUAAAGAGAAAGAGGGAAAGACAAUUCAGGGAAGUAAAGUGGACUCCUUAAGAAAAAAAUGUUCUACUUCUGAAUUACCAAACAGAAAUAAGCAGAAUGGCUCACCUGAAAGAAGCAAAGAAAUGUGGGUAUCAUUUCCACCACGGAUGCCAAAUGAGAAUGAGACAGUGAUGAGUGAGAGCUCAACAGCUGAUGUCUCUGAUGGAAAUAAUAUCAAUCUGUCUGAAAGAGUGAAGGUGGAAAAGUACUUAAACUUGGAAGAUGUAGACACAGAUGAAGAGACAUGCAAUGCAGGGUCAUUAGUUCUCCCAGGAGAGGUGGAAGAGACAGUGACUUGCUGUACACCCUUCUUUGAAAAGCCUAUUCAGCCGAAGUUCAGAGACUUGCCAGUUCCCCAGCCAUCAGACAGCAAAGCCCAAGAGCUACUGGGUGAUGAUGUUCAACCAUUCUCACUUGAUGAAGAAUUUGAUUAUGACAAUGUGGCACUGACCCCUAAGUUCUCUGAAGCUGAGCUGAAGGCCAUUUUAGAGUUGUCUGAAGAGGAAACGGGUACAGAUAUCAAAUCUGCAUGAGCUGAAGGCAGAGUCAAAGGUGUUCCGUGCAGGGCUGUUGGAAUGACCUUUUUAUGGGGUGAAUAUAGCUCCUCGUUGUACCUUUAGUGUUCUUAUCUGCAUGGCCAGUAAAUGGCAUCCCAAGAUUUAUUCUGUCAAGGUGCCUUGGAUCCUGUACUGGCUCAGGAUAGGUGUGCUGGCGUGACUUCUCCAUAGGAACAAAACAAGCUGCUGGAUUUCAGAAUAGCAUCAUGGCUGCUCUUGCUUAUAUCGGCUACUGACUCAGAUUCUGAGUAGUACAAAGCUGGUCCUGAAGCUGCCUUUUACCUCAUUCUUUCAGUAAUGCAAUUAAGAGCUUCUUAAUAGCUGACAAAUCAGUCUAUGAACUCUUUAAAUAUAUAGAGAUACAUGAGUGAAUAAAUCUGGGAAUAUUUUUUUCUUUGUCUUUUGAUUUCUUACAAAUUUGUAGAACUGAUUAGUUCUGCAAAAAAUAAAUAUUCCUGUUUCCAACAAA